CCCCCACACUUAAGUUCGACAUUUCCCUCAAUGGAGCAGAGGGAAGGAUAAGGGGAACGAUGUUGUCGGAAGAAAAGACUGCCGGGGGACUGGAAGUGGACCAGUCAGCGGGGGACAGACGGAACGACGGAACAAUUCUGCACAAAGGGAACAUGAAGAACACACUAGCACACUGUGCGUUAGGGAUCAGAGUUAGCCCAGAUGGCCACAAAACGGAGAAUCCAAAAAAGAAAGAAAAAAGAAAAACACACAAAAGACUCAGUUCAAGAUCCUCACACACAUGGAGCAAACAAGAAAAAUCCAAAACAAAAACACGCUCGAAGAGGCGACGAGUACAGACUACUCGUCUCCAAGGUUAUCAAGGUCAAUGUCGUCCAUGAAAGCAUCAUCAUUGGCUAGCGGGGGUGGAAGUGGGGAGUCCUCCAAACUGGCUGCUCGCCCGGUAUCAGCUGGAGCAGUUGCUGCUGAACCUCCUGCAUACGACGAGCCCAAGCACGAUCCCUCUCGAUGUGAGCAAGGGUCACCCCCUGCUGGGCCUUCAUGCGGUCAAGUCACUCAUCAUAUGCAGCCAUCCUGGUGUUAUACUCGGUCUGGUGAGCCGAGUACUGCUGCUGGAACUGGAGCUGAUGCUCAAGGAGCUACUGAUUUUGGAGAUUCAGCUGCUGGAACUGGUGAGUGAAGUUGUCCUGGGAUGGAAAUGUGGAG
Molecule: messenger RNA, 705 nt
Organism: Linum trigynum
Lineage: Eukaryota; Viridiplantae; Streptophyta; Magnoliopsida; Malpighiales; Linaceae
Source: the annotation of a GenBank genome assembly